UGCUCUUUUUUGCAGUUAGUAAUGAUAAUUAAUGACUGAAAGUAAUCUACAAAAUUUUUCAAAUUAAGCCCGUUAGAAAACUAAACCUAUUUAGAUAUGAGAAUUUUGAAAUUUUAAAUUAAUUUACUGUGACACAUACCCUAAAAAUCAGUGGAUAUUAAUUUUUACGAGAAAAAAACUGAAAAUGAUGCGAAUUAUAAAUUUGCGCUCAUCGCCAAGUAUGUUGAAGCAGUUACGUCACACAGGGACUUCUAGUAAUCUGUCAAUGCAACCAAUAGCUAGCAUGCAAUGUUCUGGAGAUUUAGAAAAGGCCAAGUCGGAUACAUCAAUAUCUUCAGUAGUUACUAAAGAUAAGCAAGCGCCCAUCUCCAAAGAAAAAGGAAAACUAGUUACAGCCGCUUUUGAGAAACUAAAAUUAUUAGAAACCCCUCAAGACAUGGAUGAUUCUGUAACAAAACUGAUAUCAGAAGCACAAAACUUGGAUGGUUUAUUGAGCAUAGUUAAAAUACGAAAGUUAACAAAGCAUCAUGCCUUAAAGAUUGUGGCAGUAUUAGCUGAUUGGACAGUAGAAGGCAAAGUGAAGACGGCAGAUUUUGAGAAAGACUCGAGGUUUGCCUCUGUUUGUUCCCUACUCGGAAGCUCUCCAAAGUUUCCCGACAAGCAAACUAAAUCCUCUUCAACCAACUCACAGGAUCUCAACACAGUUCUAGGAGUAGCAAGUGAUGAUGAGGCUGCUAAACUCGUAUCUAAUAUCAGUCUACCACAGAUGAUUAAGGUGCUUUCAACGUUAGCUUCGAAAAAGCGGAGAUCCACGCUGUUACUAAGAUCGUUAGCCUUCAAUAUCUCGAGUAGUACAGAGAAACUUGACAUUAAGCAGUGUGCAGACACGUUGUAUGCCGUGGCAUCACUUAACUUUCACGACGAGGUUUUGGUUGAACGUGUGUGUGCAGAUCUUUGUAGCUGUUUGAUGAAUAACUCACGGCGAGCCGUUGUUGGUUCAGUUAUCAAAAGUCUUGGACUUCUACGCUACAAACAUCUAGAUCUGCUGAACUUAUUGUGUCAAUGGGUUGAAAAGCACAAGGACACUUGCACACCUCAAGAUCUAUCAUCUCUACUUCUGACACUAGCUGUUGUCAACCACCUGCCAGACAACCAUCAAGUUCUUUUUCCGAUCAUACUUGACCAGCUAGUAUCAAGUGGAGUAUCAGACCCUUAUGAGUGGCUUGAUGUGGUCUGGUCUCUUACGGUAUUAAACAAAGAGACUACCGAGCAGCUCAAAUCUGUGCUGUCUUCAGAGUUCAUUGAAAAAAUUCAAGCGCUGAAUCCAGAAGGACUCACCAUCCCUGUGAAGUUGAAGCUGUUAAACAUCAACGGUGCUGCUAAAUUGAGGAGGAAGUAUCAAGGACCGUUGUUAGACAUGUCUCAAGAUUGGAAAGUUCCACUUCUCAGAUCAAAGGAGAAGCAAAGUCUGGUUGUAUCUGUCCAGGAGACUAUGAUGAAUCUGCUUCCUUCUACUCACUACCUAGCGACCAACAUUGAGACUGACAUGGGCUUCAUCAUCGAUGUUGAAUGCGUGAUGACUACCAAGUUUUCACCUUUACCCUUGUUUGACAAGAAAACUAAAGAAAGGAUCGAUCGAUCAGGCCCUGACACUCAGAAAGGAAUAAAAGUUGCUGUUCUGGUAUGGGACUACCACGACAUGACCCAUGGCCGUAAAGAGCCUACGGGAGUCACCAAGCUAUACCAAGACCUGACUCAUCUCAUGGGAUACAGAGUCGCUGUAGUGGACUUUGUCGAUUUCAACCCUCGCAGUAAACUCACAACCAGAGUACAGUACCUCAAUCAAAAGUUGAAAGCCUCGUUAGGAAUAAGUUAGCUGAUAAUAGGGUAAACAGAUUAAAAGUAUUACACAAUA
This is a messenger RNA of Macrosteles quadrilineatus (aster leafhopper), 1915 nucleotides long. RefSeq lists its product as uncharacterized. The record is from RefSeq and is a predicted model, not a curated record. Gene Ontology annotation, biological process: regulation of mitochondrial mRNA stability. The transcript has 11 exons. Bases 185 to 1876 code for a protein of 563 amino acids. NCBI's taxonomy places the organism in Eukaryota, Metazoa, Arthropoda, Insecta, Hemiptera, Cicadellidae.